CAACAACAACUAUCACCUGAAAAACGCUCCCACCUAAUUCAGACGUCUGGCGUGGAGGUGCGGUAAAAUAUCCCACCCCAAAGCCACCCCCCAAAUCCCCAACGCCAACCUCAUCUCUUUUUCUCGCCAGUUUUCAGUUUUGUCCUAUUCAAGCUUCCUUUCCAAAAUCUUAAACCCUUCCCCCCCAAUUCCACUUCUCUCUCCAAACCCUAAACCUCCAAUUCCUAAAUCCCUACCAUGGCAGUGGUGGCGCCGGCGCCGGCGCCGUCGGCGAUUAUACCCCAGGAACUCUACCCGGCUGAUGAGGAUUUAGCCUACGAAGAAGAGCUGCUCCGCAACCCGUUCAGUUUGAAGCUUUGGUGGCGUUACUUGAUAGCCAGAUCCGAAGCCCCAUUUCGAAAACGGGCCAUAAUUUAUGAGCGAGCCCUAAAAGCCCUGCCCGGAAGCUACAAGCUAUGGCAUGCCUACCUUCGCGAACGGCUUGAGCUGGUUAGGAACCUUCCAAUUACUCAUUCUCAGUAUCAAUCUCUGAAUAAUACUUUCGAACGGGCCCUUGUUACAAUGCAUAAAAUGCCUCGCAUUUGGAUUAUGUACUUAGAGUCUUUAACUAAUCAGAAGCUCGUGACCAAAACUCGUAGGGCUUUUGAUCGGGCGCUUUGUGCAUUGCCCGUUACUCAGCAUGAUCGAAUAUGGGCUCCUUAUUUAUUUUUCGUUAGCCAAAAGGGGAUUCCGAUUGAGACAUCGCUUAGAGUUUAUCGUAGGUAUUUGAAGUAUGAUCCUGGCCAUAUUGAGGAUUUUAUAGAGUUUUUGUUGAAUUCUGAGCUGUGGCAGGAGGCUGCAGAGAGGUUGGCUGGGGUUCUGAAUGAUGAUCAGUUUUAUUCGAUAAAGGGCAAGACAAAACACAGGCUGUGGUUGGAGUUGUGUGAUUUGUUGACUCAGCACGCUUUGGAUAUCUCUGGGUUGAAUGUGGAUGCAAUCAUUAGAGGUGGGAUUAGGAAGUUUACGGAUGAGGUUGGAAGGUUGUGGACAUCGCUGGCUGAUUAUUAUAUUCGGAGGAAGUUGGUGGAGAAGGCGAGGGAUAUUUUUGAGGAAGGCAUGACUACAGUGGUGACGGUUAGGGAUUUUAGCGUGAUUUUUGAUGCUUAUUCACAGUUUGAGGAGAGUAUGCUUGCUUUAAAGAUGGAGGAGAUGAGUGACAGUGAGCUGGAUGAUGAGGAAGAUAGUAAUGAGACUAUGGGUGGGGAGGAGGAAGAAGAAGAGGAUGAUCGUUUGGAUAUAAGAAAGUUGGAGAAGAAACUUAAAACGUUCUGGUUGAAUGAUGAUAAGGAUGUGGAUUUGAGGUUGGCAAGGUUGGAGCACUUGAUGGACAGAAGACCAGAACUGGCAAACAGUGUGCUGCUUAGACAGAAUCCACAUAAUGUGGAGCAGUGGCAUAGGAGGGUUAAGCUUUUUGAGGGUAAUCCCACGAAGCAGAUAUUGACUUACACAGAAGCAGUUAGGACAGUUGACCCCAUGAAGGCUGUAGGGAAGCCACAUACUUUAUGGGUUGCAUUUGCGAAGCUUUAUGAGACCCACAAGGAUAUUGCAAAUGCCAGGGUGAUUUUUGACAAGGCGGUGCAGGUUAAUUACAAGAAUGUAGAUCAUUUGGCUAGCGUCUGGUGUGAAUGGGCGGAGAUGGAACUCAGACACAAAAACUUUAAGGGUGCUUUGGACUUGAUGAGGCGUGCAACUGCAGAGCCAUCAGUUGAAGUCAAACGAAGAGUGGCAGCUGAUGGAAAUGAACCAGUGCAGAUGAAGAUUCACAAAUCCCUAAGACUUUGGACAUUUUAUGUUGACUUGGAGGAAAGCCUGGGAACCUUGGAGUCCACUCGUGCAGUUUAUGAGAGGAUAUUGGAUCUGAGGAUAGCCACACCCCAAAUCAUAAUAAACUAUGCUAUGCUGUUAGAGGAUCAUAAGUACUUUGAGGAUGCAUUCAAAGUUUACGAGAGAGGUGUGAAGAUUUUCAAAUAUCCACAUGCAAAGGAUAUAUGGGUUACUUACCUAUCCAAAUUUGUUAAGAGAUAUGGGAAGUCAAAACUAGAACGAGCUCGAGAAUUGUUUGAGCAUGCGGUUGAAGUGGCCCCUGCGGAGGUUGUAAAGCCAUUAUAUCUACAAUAUGCCAAGUUGGAAGAGGACUGUGGUCUUGCAAAGAGAGCCAUGAGGGUUUACGAUCAAGCUACAAAGGCUGUUCCAGCAGCUGAGAAAUUAAGCAUGUAUGAAAUCUACAUAGCUCGUGCAGCUGAAAUUUUUGGUGUUCCGAAAACAAGGGAAAUAUAUGAACAGGCAAUUGAAUCUGGUCUACCUGACAAGGAUGUGAAGGUCAUGUGCCUGAGGUAUGCUGAGCUUGAGAAGAGCCUUGGAGAAGUUGAUCGUGCUCGUGCACUAUACAAGCAUGCAUCGCAGUUUGCUGACCCAAGAUCUGACCCUGACUUCUGGUCAAAGUGGCAUGAGUUUGAAGUGCAGCAUGGUAACGAAGACACCUUCCGUGAGAUGCUUCGUGUUAAAAGGAGCGUUUCUGCAAGCUAUAGCCAGACUCACUUUAUUCUUCCUGAGUACUUGAUGCAAAAGGAUCAGAUGCAGACUCUUGAGGAAGCAAAGGAUGUGCUAAAGAAGGCUGGGGUUGCUGAUGAUCAAAUGGCAGCUCUAGAAAAGAAGUUGUUGCCAUCUGCUAAUGACGCUGUAACUAAAGAUUCCAAUCGCGUGCUUGGCUUUGUAAGUGCUGGUGUACAGUCCGUGGGUGAUGGAGCACCUAAGGAUACAGAAAAUAAGGAGGAUAUUGAACUACCCGAGGAAAGUGACUCUGAAGAUGAUGACAAGGUUGAGAUAGCACAAAAAGAUGUUCCUAAUGCUGUAUUUGGAGGUCUGAUCCGGAAAAGAGAAGAGACUGAUAACCCUGAAAACGGUGAUGAUGCAGCAGCAGGAAAAGAUGAGGAUGAAGGUCACCUUGGAGCCCUUGCAAGAUUUAAAAGAAGUCGAAACGCUUAACGUUGGUUUGGUUUAUGCCAUUUGACUUGUCUAUGAAGAUUAAACAAAAUUUUAGGUUUGCUUCACCAGUCAGUACCUGGUAAAGUGGAUUUUUUUGUUGUAUUCAGAAGCACUAUCAAAAGUUCACUUGUACAUUUUUCCCCUGCAUGGAGGCUUUGUUUGUUUUUUGUUCUAUGAAAGCAGAGUUGUGGACUAAAGAGCUGUUAAAUAGUGAGCCUGAUUUCUUUUACAAUAUAAACUGAUGCCUACUUACAAACCCUAGAGGUUUUCUUGCCUGCAUAUUUUGGAAUUUUUUCUUAAUGGUUUUUCAUUUAAGUGACUUGCAACUUUUUUCUCUUUCAUUUAAGUGGACUUGCAAUUUUUUUUUCCUCCUGCUUCCGGGAUUAGCUUUCGAGUAAUAUGUGCAUAUUAUAUGGUUUGAGUUGCUUUGGUGCUAGACAACAGUUUGGUUUAAGAUUGGGAAAAAGAAAUGUUAUAUGUGCCAAUUAACAAGGUUUUUGUCUGUUUACAUUUGGUGGUUCUCUUAGUUGUGGAAGAAGCGGGUUCAUCUUUGCUCUAGUCUUUGUGAAAUAUGUCCAACAUAGUAAGUCAAGAUCAUGCUAUUUCUUGUAUCAUGGGAUGUUGAUUGGUCUUUUCUUUCUUUUCUGAAUGGUGAGGUUUUUGGAUGUUUCUGUGCUUGUUUACAGUUUAUUCUUUACUUGGCUAAAGAGAGAGAGCUGGAGAUUAUACUGUGGUAUUAAAUCUUCUUUGAUUCAUAUGGCUGGACUGGAACCAGUAAAGCUAAUUUUGGUUGUAAUAGAGGUGCCUUUCUCCUCUGCUCCACGGUAUCUGCACCAUUCACCACUGUAUUUAUUUCCAGGUUAGUUGUUGGAGUAUAUCCUAAUGCUAGUGUUUUUAAAAAAAGGGUUUAGUUAUCAAAUAUGAAAUGAUAUUUUACUUGCCAUGUGCUUGUGCUUUGUACAUCACAGUUGCAUGCAUAUAAGUUCCAAUGCAGCUGUACAUGCAUAAGUUCCAUUUAAGUAUUGCCUUAUCCAUUUAAAAGCACACACAUAAAGUUGUUUGGGUGUGUGUUUACAGACAUAUCAUGAUGUAUGUUAUACUAAAUGUUUAUUAAAUUGGAUAUUGUCGCAUUCAAUAUGUAACCUGGUGCUUCUUUCCUAGAAUUGUAUUCUCCUGCUUGCUAACAAUUCUGAAAGUUUGCUGCUUUUCAACCAUAUAAUAUGCACUUGAGUUGCACAACUGCAGCUAUCAUUUAAUAGUUACGAGACUCUGCUGCUCGGCAUUGCUGCCCCUCUAUGCACGUUUUUAUUUUUAUUUUUUUUAUUAUUUAACUGCACACUUCAUUUUUCACUGUAUUUGGCAUUUUCUGAUUCUUUUACUGUUUUCAGUGUAAUUAUAGCAGGAGAUUUUUGUGGACUUGGAAAUAAAUGCAGGAUGAGUAUUUUCGGUUCAGGUUGUGACACCAUGUGUAUGGUACAUCUAUGUCCUUGUGUAGUUUUUUCUGUGGUUCUUUCUCUGUGCUUGUUGUGGUUAUUCAUCUUGCUCGACUUAUAUGGCUGGAAUUAGUUUGUUCUUUUCUGACAUAGAUUAGUAUGUUAAUCGAUAUUCCUUCACUUUUUCUUUGUGUUGCCUCUAUCCAGUCACCAGUUCACUGCUUUUCUCGGUUAUGUUCUGUGCUAAUGCACUAUUCCUUUAUUUUCUUGUUUUAAUUUUCAAUGGAACAGAUUUUCAAACUGAAAUAAGUGAGUGCCUGCCAAUUUUGCAUGUUGGUGCAGGUUGUAGAGAUAAUACUCGUAAAUCUAGUGCAACUAAUGCAUCAUCUAUUAAUAACAGAUAUCUGCAUAUUCAUGCUGCUUCUCAUAGACAUGCUAUAGGUGUUCGAAGUUUGAUAUUGUUUGUAUCCUCUGCAUAACAUGAUUCCUAAUUGGUGAUUUUUGGUUUUGGUAGUAUUUCAAAGGCAGUGAGUAAGUUACAGGCCAGUAAGCAUUGUGUUGCAUCCGGCAAGGCUGAGCUUUCAGAUGUAGUAAGAGUUGUGCUCUUUGGAUUUGUUGAUUUGUUGGUUCUUAACAAGAAUGCUGAAAAAGGGAAAGUAAUGUGUGUCGAACUUGUCAACUUGCAAAAUUAUCUAUCUUGUGGAGAUGACUUUGAAAGAAACUUUGGAAAAAAAAAAAAAUUGCGAGUCAAAAGAAAAGGUGAUUUAGCAACAUUGGCAAUUAUGUCUUCGAUCAUGUGGAAGUCAGAUUUAUCAGUUCUGAUAAUUUAUACUGUCAAAGAUCAGCUUUUAACACUGGUUGCAGUAUUAAUUUUUCCCAGUUAACCAUUGGUUAUAUGCUAUCUUUUGCAUGUUGCGCGUGAUGGAUGGUUAGAGGGACGUGAUCACUUGAACUCUUUGGCUUCUACAUCUGAGGGAGGGAGGGAAGGCAUCAUCACCUUGACAUGCUUCAGUCACGCCAUCAGGGAGUUCUUUGUUCUAUUCUUGUGCUUAUCUAUGUAUUUGGAUGAGAAGGAUUUGAAAUCUGGAAUAAAAAAUUCAGGUUUUCUAUGAAAAAGAUUGGGA
This is a messenger RNA of Coffea eugenioides, 5581 nucleotides long. RefSeq names its product pre-mRNA-splicing factor SYF1-like. The record is from RefSeq and is a predicted model, not a curated record. Bases 238 to 3024 code for a protein of 928 amino acids. Gene Ontology annotation, cellular component: post-mRNA release spliceosomal complex; Prp19 complex; U2-type catalytic step 2 spliceosome. NCBI's taxonomy places the organism in Eukaryota, Viridiplantae, Streptophyta, Magnoliopsida, Gentianales, Rubiaceae. Gene Ontology annotation, molecular function: protein binding. The transcript is spliced from 6 exons. Gene Ontology annotation, biological process: generation of catalytic spliceosome for first transesterification step; mRNA splicing, via spliceosome.